UAUUUUUUUAAUAUAAAAUAACAAUUUCUAAAUACAAAAUAACAUACAUCGGCUGCUUUGCACCGCUCGACGUCGGCUCGGGCGAAAAUUGGGUGUAGAAAUGUGGAUGCCAUACCAGGGGUGGCCGAAUCAGUCUUAGGGGGACACUUCUAUGACUUCUUCUAUGAGGUGGAGCAAGUUCUAGUGAGGGAUCCGAAUCGUGUGAAAAAAGAUAUGGUGGUGUCUCCUAACCCAGAUGGGAACAAUGGAAAAAAUCAGAAGCAAAACGUGACUCCUGGAGCUAACAUGGGCAGUUCUUCGACUGGGCUUGGAAGGAAAUCUCCAUCCAUUCCCCAGAGAGAAGUCCCUGACCCGAUUCGGGAGUCACAAGAGAGCAUGGAAUCUGAUGAUUUGCUCCAUACUACAUUGCUUAUCGAUACCAUGGAACAUGAAUUUGAAGAGAAAGAGAAAGUGGUGGAGGUGAUUGGUCAACAUGACUCUGAUUUAAAGGUGAUCAGUGAAUAUAGGGUGGAGUCGCCUGAGAUGAGUGCAGAGGUGAUUCCUGCCCCCCCUCUUGUUACUGAAGAAAAUCUCCGCUUCAGUCUGAGGAAUGUGCAGAGUAAUCUGGAGCGAGUGGAGGUCAAAGCUGCUGCGGCGGCAAAAAAGAGGGAUCUAGAAGAUAUCCCUGAUACUGAUUUUACUAGCAUUGACAUCCUUAGAGAACUGGAAAAAGCUAGAAACAAAGAAUACAUAGAGGGGAAGGAGGAUGACAAUGAUAAAAGAAAUAAUGUCUUGAUGUUAACUAAUGGGAAGGGGGACCAGACACCUUUUGAUCUGAGGUGGUGUGAGGAAAAUGAAGUAGAUGAGGAAUCCUUUACUAGGAGCAGGGAAGAAAGGAAUGACUUCAUGCUUCUCUGA
Triticum dicoccoides is the source of this 897-nucleotide messenger RNA. RefSeq lists its product as uncharacterized. The record is from RefSeq and is a predicted model, not a curated record. The transcript is spliced from 4 exons. Bases 214 to 897 code for a protein of 227 amino acids. Lineage: Eukaryota; Viridiplantae; Streptophyta; Magnoliopsida; Poales; Poaceae.